Suillus bovinus is the source of this 447-nucleotide messenger RNA. RefSeq lists its product as uncharacterized. The record is from RefSeq and is a predicted model, not a curated record. The coding region runs from base 1 to 447 and encodes 148 amino acids. Lineage: Eukaryota; Fungi; Basidiomycota; Agaricomycetes; Boletales; Suillaceae. The transcript has a single exon.
AUGGGGAAACUUGAUCACAUCCUGGAGCUCACAGGCCUGGACACUUACUUUGCAUGGAAACGCGAGGUUACUUAUGCAUUAGGCAUUGAGGAUCAGUGGUGUCACGUGACUGACACCGUUGAUCCUGAUGAUGUCUUAGGCAGUGCGUCCUACAAACCUGUUCCCGCGGAUCCACUUCAGCCCACUGCCGCUGAGACAACUGCCAUUCGUGAAUGGUUGAUUAAUGACCUCAAGGCCAAAGCAAUUAUUACUUGUCGACUGUCCAUCUCUGUACAACAACUCAUAUCGACCAGUCAUAAGGUUUCCGUGUGCGAUGCCUGGAAGACCCUGGAAGAUCAUUUUGGACAUAUGGACAUGGGUUCACAGCAUGUCAUUCGACAGAACCUCUAUGCACUCCACAUGAAGGAUGCCGCCGAUGCCUCCAACUAUGUUGGGCAACACUCCUGA